Messenger RNA from Rhododendron vialii, 3534 nucleotides. RefSeq names its product probable leucine-rich repeat receptor-like protein kinase At1g35710. Gene Ontology annotation, molecular function: ATP binding; protein binding; protein kinase activity. Gene Ontology annotation, biological process: protein phosphorylation; hormone-mediated signaling pathway. Bases 1 to 3534 code for a protein of 1177 amino acids. NCBI's taxonomy places the organism in Eukaryota, Viridiplantae, Streptophyta, Magnoliopsida, Ericales, Ericaceae. The record is from RefSeq and is a predicted model, not a curated record. The transcript has 6 exons. Gene Ontology annotation, cellular component: plasma membrane.
AUGCUAAGAUCUCUCACUGAUCUUGAAUUGUCAACGAAUAAUCUCACGGGAUCAAUCCCUGCUUCAAUAGGAAACUUGGGAAACCUCACAACGUUGUACCUUUUCGAGAACUCUCUCUCUGGAUCUAUCCCUCAAGAAGUAGGAAUGCUAAGAUCUAUCACUAAUCUUGCAUUGUACACGAAUCAUCUCACGGGAACAAUCCCAGCUUCAAUAGGGAACUUGAGAAACCUCACAAUGUUGUACCUUCACGAGAACUCUCUCUUUGGAUCUAUCCCUCAAGAAGUAGGAAUGCUAAGAUCUCUCACUAAUCUUGCAUUGUACACGAAUCAUCUCACGGGAACAAUCCCAGCUUCAAUAGGGAACUUGAGAAACCUGACAAUGUUAUCUCUCACUAAUCUUGCAUUGUACACGAAUCAUCUCACGGGAACAAUCCCCGCUUCAUUAGGAAACUUGAGAAACCUCACAACAUUGUACCUUUAUGAGAAUUCUCUUACUGGAUCUAUCCCUCAAGAAGUUGGGAUGCUAAGAUCUCUCAUUGAACUUGAUUUGUCAAUGAAUAAUCUCAUAGGAUCCAUCCCCGCUUCAAUAGGGAACUUGAGUAACCUCACAAAAUUGUAUCUUAGCGAGAAUUGUCUCUCCGGAUCUAUCCCUCAUGAAGUAGGAAUGCUAACAUCUCUUACUGAUCUAAAAUUGUACAACAAUUAUCUCACGGGAACAAUCCCCACUUCAAUAAGGAACUUGAGAAGCGUUACAAAAAACUUGAGAAACCUCACAGUCUUGAACCUUCACGAGAACUUUCUCUCUGGAUCUAUCCCUCAAGAAGUAGGAAUGCUACGAUCUCUCACUAUUCUUGCAUUGUACAAGAAUUAUCUCAAUGGAACAAUCCCUGCUUCAAUAGGGAAUUUGAGAAACCUCACAUUGUUGUACCUUCACGAGAACUAUCUCUAUGGAUUUAUCCCUCAAGAUGUAGGAAUGCUACGAUCCCUCACUAAUCUUUCAUUGUACACGAAUCAUCUCACGGGAACAAUCCCCCCAUCUAUAUGGAACUUGAGAAACCUUAGAUUGUUGUACCUUCACGAGAACUCUCUCUCUGGAUCUAUCCCUCAAGAAGUAGGAAUGCUAAGAUCUCUUACUGAUCUUUCAUUGUACAGGAAUUAUCUCACAGGACCAAUCCCCACUUCAAUUGGGAACUUGAGAAACCUCACAACAUUGCAACUUUACGAGAACUCUCUCUCUGGAUCUAUACCUCUAGAACUAGACAAUCUUAGAUAUCUAAAGGAUCUUGGAUUAUCCUCCAACAAGCUCACAGGACAUCUAUCGCCGUAUAUGUGCGUUCAUGGAUCACUUGUGAGAUUUUCUGCAAAAAACAACUACUUGGUAGGUCAUAUCCCAACCGGCUUGAGAAAUUGCAGUGAGUUACGUCGUCUCAAUCUUGGUCAAAACCAACUGACAGGGCAUAUAUCAAAAUUUUUUGGGGCAUUGUCAAACCUUGUAUAUUUAGAUAUCAGUCACAAUAAUUUCUAUGGCGAGCUUUGGCACAAAUGGGAACAGUUUCCCAAUUUGACUGCCCUGAAGAUCUCCAACAAUGACCUUUCUGGAAAUAUUCCACUUGGCAUUGGAAGCGCAACUCAGUUACGUUUACUUGACCUCUCUUCAAAUCAUCUAGUUGGUGCGGUCCCGAAAAUUUUUGGAAAGUUGGUUUUAUUAUUCAAUCUUACUCUUAGUAAUAACAAACUUUCGCAUGAUAUUCCAGCAGAAAUUGGAAGCAUGUCUAGUCUUCAGUAUCUAGACUUGUCUGGAAACAAUCUGAGUGGACCUAUUCAAGGGAAGUUGGGUGACUGUGUGAAUCUUCUGAACUUGAACUUGAGCAGAAAUCUUUUCAGUAAGACUAUUCCUUAUGAAUUAAGAAAAUUGCAGUUUCUUCAAAAUCUUGAUCUUGGAAAUAAUUUAUUAACAGGAGAGAUACCACCAGUGAUCGGGAACUUGAAAACCUUAGAGACACUAAACCUCUCCCACAACUUGUUGUCCGGUUCUAUCCCCUUUUCUUUUAAUGGGAUGUCAAGUUUAACAUCCAUUGACAUAUCUUACAAUCACUUAGAGGGUCCUUUACCAAGCACAAAAGCAUUUGAAGAUGCUCCAUUUCAGGCAUACCGUAAUAACGACAGAUUGUGUGGCAAUAAAACUAGUUUGAUGCCAUGCUCACUGAAGCAGAGCAAUGGAGAUAAAGGGAGAAAUUAUAACAAAAUUGUGCUUCCAAUUGUAGUUCCUUUGGGUAUUGUAUUUCUUAUUAUGGGUAUAACUUUCCUGGUUCAACGCAAUAGAAUGGUGGACAACGAAAUCAAGCCAAACAAAGCAUUUAAUAAAGAUUUGUUUGAGAUUUGGAGCUUUGAUGGAAAAUUGGUGUAUGAAAACAUCAUUGAAGCAACAGAAGAUUUCAAUGACAAGCAUUGCAUUGCAGUAGGUGGAUAUGGCGUUGUUUAUAGAGUUGAGCUGCCAAGUGGUCAGGUUGUCGCUGUAAAAAAGUAUCCUCCUUCGCAAGAUGGUGAGUUGGUUAAUUUGCAAAGUUUUACAAGUGAGAUACGUGCAUUGACAGAGAUACGACAUCGGCAUAUCAUAAGGCUUUUGGGUUACUGUUCACAUCCACAACACUCAUUUUUGGUUUAUCAGUUCUUCGAAGGGGGGAGCUUGGAUAAAAAACUAAGCUGUGAGGAACAAGCACUAAGUUUGGAUUGGGGUAAGAGGGUAAAUGUUGUUAAAGGUUUGGCAUAUGCUUUGUCAUAUAUGCACCAUGACUGUUCACCCCCGGUCAUUCAUCGUGAUGUAUCAAGCAAGAAUGUUCUAUUAGACUUAGAAGAUAUCGCUUAUCUCUCCGAUUUCGGAACAGCUAGACUUCUAAAUCUGCACUCGUCAAAUUGGACUUCUUUUGCAGGCACCCUGGGAUAUGCUGCUCCAGAACUUGCUUACACAAUGGAGGUGAAUGAGAAGUUAGACGUCUAUAGCUUUGGAGUUUUAACGCUUGAAGUUAUAAUGGGAAGGCACCCAGGGGAUCUCAUCUCUUCUUUUUCUUCAUCAUCUUUUGAUUCCUCACCACCAUCUUCUUAUGGGAUUCUGCUGAAGGACAUAUUGGAUAAACGUCUCCCACUUCCAAGUAAUCAUGUAGAGGCAGUGGUUCUUCUUGUAAAGGUAGCACUUGCAUGUUUGCACCCUAACCCGCGUUGCCGACCAACUAUGGAACAAGUUUCUGUGGCUCUAUCCAAACAGAAGUCAAAUCUGCAGGACCCAUUCCUCAGGAUCACAUUAGGACAACUACUUGAUGACAAUUGUACGUACAGAUGCCUAAGUAUUAUUGUUGUCCCUUCGCUUUUUGGGUUUUGGAAUCUCGUUCGUCAGGAAGAUGUAGAUGCAAUUGAAGCUCAGAGACCAAAGCUUUUGCUUCUCGUUCAUCAAGAAAUGGUAGUUCAUGAUGAGCAUAGCUUCUACUUCAUCCCAACCCACACAAAGGCAAACAAGACGCCCAACAUGGAUGCAUGGUGA